AUGACAACGUCUGGCACGCACGCUCCACAAGCACACGUUGCUUGGUACGGAUCCUCGACUUCUUCUGUGAUGCAAUGUGAUCAGCUCAGCCAUUACUUAGACAAUUUUAAGAUUCACUACAACAAGAAGAAGAAAGGACCAUACAAAGAAGCCAUAAAGCAGGCCACCAGCGAAGCCCGCGAAACCGCCGAAAACAGAGUGCGACAACCCCUAGCCGACUCACCCUCACACAAUAUCAUCCAAGUUGUCCCCCCGGCACUUGCCUCGCCCAGAGAAAUCGAUGUCGUGUCUUAA
Molecule: messenger RNA, 294 nt
Organism: Diabrotica balteata
Lineage: Eukaryota; Metazoa; Arthropoda; Insecta; Coleoptera; Chrysomelidae
Source: the annotation of a GenBank genome assembly